Pipistrellus kuhlii (Kuhl's pipistrelle) is the source of this 2200-nucleotide messenger RNA. It is a transcript of the gene FGF11, whose product is annotated as fibroblast growth factor 11. Bases 1596 to 2096 code for a protein of 166 amino acids. Gene Ontology annotation, molecular function: growth factor activity; fibroblast growth factor receptor binding. NCBI's taxonomy places the organism in Eukaryota, Metazoa, Chordata, Mammalia, Chiroptera, Vespertilionidae. Gene Ontology annotation, cellular component: cytoplasm. The transcript has 5 exons. Gene Ontology annotation, biological process: animal organ morphogenesis; positive regulation of cell population proliferation; fibroblast growth factor receptor signaling pathway. The record is from RefSeq and is a predicted model, not a curated record.
GCCCGGGGGCAGCCGGCCGGUGUCGGCGCAGCGGCGCGUGUGUCCCCGCGGCACCAAGUCCCUCUGCCAGAAGCAGCUCCUCGUCCUGCUGUCCAAGGUGCGGCUGUGCGGGGGGCGGCCCGCGCGGCUGGCCCGCGGCCCCGGUGAGUGGCUGGGCGGGGUGUCCGGGGCUGGGGUCCCUCUGCCGGGAGGUGGAGAUGAGGGGCUCUGAAGCAUGGAGCCCGACCGAGGGAGCUCCCGGGAAGCGAGAGGGGGUGAGCCACAAAGUCUCUGCCAGUCUCUGCCUCAGUUUCCCUCCUCUUGUGCCCGUAACCCCGAGUCUCCUUGCUUUUGAGGGCAAGGGGAAGGCUGGAGGGGCUGAGUCUGGCGCCCCGAGCCUUGCGGCUCCGCUCUUUCCCCUCCCCAGCCCGCACCCCCAUGGCCCUUCGCCUACGUGCAGGCUCUCGCGAUCCUUUCCAUCCACAGCCGAGGGGGCUGGGGGCUCCGGACGCCUGGGUCACCCCGAGAGUUUCUGCCGCGCCGGCGGCCCCGCCCCCACCCGCUCCCCGCGCCUCCACUUCUUGGCGCGGCUCCUCCCGGCCGGCCGGGCUGGCCUGGCUCCGCGCCAAUCCCCCGGCUCUCCCCUGGGUGUCCUUGCAGCCACCUCGCCAAGCCGCCCCUCUGCGCGCCCUCCUCCCUGGACCUGAGCUUCCAGAACGGAGCUGGGUUCCCCCCAACACCCUCCACGGGACUCCGAGACCGGGCCCCGCGAGCGCAGGGGACCCUCUGCUGCGAGGAGCUCCGACACAGCCCGGGGCUGUGGGGGGGCCCGCAUGCAGACGGGGGUCGUACCACCUACGAGGGGAGGGGGUACGCGGAAGUCGUCCGAGAGCGAGCGACCGGCGUGGAGAGCUGUGCGGGUCAGCGUGCGGUCCCCGUCCAGGUGCCACAGGCGGGGAGUCCCUCUGGCCCUGCUCCCGCCCGCUCCUGGCUCCGAUAGGGUUUGGUACCCAACGUCCCCCACCCCAGACGGGUUACCUGGCUGAAGGGGAAAGGCUGAGCCUCAGGGAGACCUGGGCCCCCGAGCCAGCGGACUGGCAGGUACAGACAGUGGGUCAGUGUCAGCCUGGCCGGCGCUGGGCCAAAGGCGAGGCCCGUGCCAAGCGAGCAGCAGCAGCAGCAGGUGCUGAGUCAGCGUCAGGCCCAGACCCACCUCCGCUCUUGAGGGCGCCCCUACCCUGUGGUCACCUUGCUGCCCCCCCACAUUUGCAGACACAAUGGCACUUCAGCAGCCCUGCCUGUCUCCCUCUAGCUUUUUGAUAUAUUUCUCCCCUUCCUCCUCCCCUCUUCUGGGUGAGCUGUAGAGUAGGAAUUAAUCCAUUUCAAUAAAUUUCAAUAAAUUAAACUGAAAGCUGGCUAAGGUUAGAGGAAGCAGAAGGAACACACACCUCAGCAUCCUCCAGAAUCCAGGAGAGGUGAGAGAGCUUUCCUGGAGGGUCAGAAAGUUGGGGCCGUGGUCCUCUAUUCCUUCCCUCCUCUCUCCCUUCUCUUUUCUCCUCUGAUCCCACCGAGUGUGGGAAUGUUUCUGGGAACAGAAAUGUCAUUUCUAAAGAUUAAUGUCUCUUUCUCUAGAGCCUCAACUCAGAGGCGUCGUCACCAAACUGUUCUGCCGCCAGGGCUUCUACCUCCAGGCAAACCCCGACGGGAGCAUCCAGGGAACCCCAGAGGACACCAGCUCUUUCACCCACUUUAAUCUGAUCCCCGUGGGGCUCCGAGUGGUCACCAUCCAGAGUGCCAAGCUGGGUCACUACAUGGCCAUGAAUGCCGAGGGGCUGCUCUACAGCUCGCAACAUUUCACAGCUGAGUGUCGCUUUAAGGAGUGUGUCUUUGAGAAUUAUUAUGUCCUGUACGCCUCUGCUCUCUACCGUCAGUGCCGUUCUGGCCGGGCCUGGUACCUAGGCUUGGACAAAGAGGGCCGAGUCAUGAAGGGAAAUCGGGUCAAGAAGACCAAGGCAGCUGCCCACUUUGUGCCCAAGCUCCUGGAGGUGGCCAUGUACCGGGAGCCUUCUCUCCACAGUGUCCCUGACACUUCUCCUUCCAGUCCCCCUGCCCCCUGAAGUGUAGACCCUGGGCUGGACUCUCCUGCCCUUGCACCGGUCUAGCCACCGCCACAGCCUGUCUCCCAGCCCUGCUCCCGGACCUGCUCUCACCCCAGCUGCCA